This is a messenger RNA of Amyelois transitella, 804 nucleotides long. RefSeq lists its product as uncharacterized. The record is from RefSeq and is a predicted model, not a curated record. Bases 115 to 804 code for a protein of 229 amino acids. The transcript is spliced from 2 exons. NCBI's taxonomy places the organism in Eukaryota, Metazoa, Arthropoda, Insecta, Lepidoptera, Pyralidae.
GCUCUACAGUGGAUGUGGUGAAAUGCUUUCUUGAAGACUUUUGAAGAUGAAUGCAGAGUUUUAUAGACGCAGACGACGAUUAUCGCAGAUAAUUUUUUAGUUCAUUGAAUAAAGAUGGAUUCAUUUGAUCUAAAAACGUUGUUGCUGGUUACGAUAUAUGCGAGCAAAAUUCUAAUGUAUCCAAUGAAAAUGAGAGUACCCCCGUAUAGUGCAUUAUUCAGCGAAGAUGAGAAGCAGAAGUCACUGAGCGCCGCUCUUUUGUCGAAAUUCGAGCAGAACAGCUUAAAAAACCAUUUGGAUGCCCCAGGAUGUCCACAUGGUCUUUCAAGGAUAAUGUUCCCACUGAAGUUUCAUUACGAUGACAAUCUUUUGGGACGAGGACUGGAAGAUCGCGUUAAUAUAGUGGACUUACCUGCCGUGAAGCAACCUUAUCAAAACUACAAGGUGCUGGUGGCAACCGCACCAGCCGGUUUGGAGCUCGACGAUGAGGACAGCAAAGCACUUACACUUUACGUAGUGUUUGAUAGUGACAAUGAGCACAACCCAAUGAACUUACCUGCUGUAUAUUUUGUUAAGAAAAGGCCGGGAGCCUCGCCGCGUGAUAAUAUAAGAGAUCCUAUUUUUGUAGUUGACAGCAACCGUACAGUCACAAAUUUGAGAAGUAAGGAAAUACAAAAAUUCCUCAAAUUCAGAAAUAAACUGACCAAUCGAUUUAGUAGAACCUCCGAUAGCGAAGAACUAGACAGUAAACAGGAUUUGGAAAUUAUACCCGAAGAGCUUAAAGAAUAUCUUAGAUAUGAUUAA